AUGGAGGGGAAAAAUGGCGACCCAACUUCAAAAACCAGCCGUCAGAUCGUAGAAAUAAAGGUAAGUCGGGCGUUUUUUGGGUUGUAGUGGGUGUGCUCUCUCAGCAGCGACCUCACUCUGUCUCAACAAACGCAAUUGUGUUCCAAUGACAUGGCUAGGCCAGGACGACGGAAGACGGGCGUAGGCGCAGCGGCUGGCCAGACGUUUCCCCGCCCCCCCCCCCUUCUUACUUUGUCACACGCGUAGUGGCUUCUCAACAGACAUGAACCGGAAUUCACUUGGAUAGUCCUCCAAGAACACUAUAUUUGACCAUUUGAUUGAAGUCUGACGCAACAGUGCCGACCAUCUUGGGGGACCCAGCGGGAAAACUGGUACGCGCACAGAAAUCAGGACAGUAAACAAUGUUUCUCCGCACGCUAUUCCUAGAACGACUAAAACUACUUAACUCUGUUCGGCUAUCCCUCAACUGGUGUUACCGACAAAGACAAGGGAGACUGGAAUGGCUACCGACAGGACAACGGGCCCGUGGCCCACUGGUUAGAGGCGUUGGACGCCUAAGUAACAGAUCGCGAGUCCGAGCCUUGGGUGUCCCACACUUCGCGGUUGGGUACGACUAGCUGACGACGGUUAAUAAGCCACAAAUGGCUAUUCUAGUCUCCCUUGUCUUUGUCGGUAACACCAUUCUGCCUACAUCAUGUGCCGCUGUGCGGCUGCUGGUUGGACUCGAGAGCGAGAGCCCGUAAGGCACAACAGAACCAGUGAGUUCCGUAAGAACGAUCGGUCAGCGCCUCCUACCAUUAUCUCUCAACUGUAACAAAGGCUAUGAGGACCCAUUUGUGUGGAGACUCAGAGGACGUUACCAGGUACCACAAAACAUGGCCAAAAUUGCAGGGAAUAUGACAGAUGCAACUACGAACUGGGCAGCCGACGUCCUGCGUAAACGUUCGUUCUUUUAUGCCAGCGAAGCCGCGUUGAGCGCGAAACCGUUUACAGUGAAGCAGACCUGCGCCGCAUCUGUAUUACAUUCACCGUGGUCAUGGUAUGACAGCUUGAGCUUCGAUUCCGACGAGGUUCACCGUGUACCCCGCAGGAAUGUGCUCACAGGGAUGGUGACGCACGUGAAUUAGUUUAUACUGACAGUAGACUUACGCAGCAUUUACCGCACCCUCUCCUCCUCUCUCACCUAGACCCAGUGUCCUAACAGGGUCAAUAACACCGGAGGUGGGAGAGGGCGUAGGUGGCUAGCGCUGCAGGAGCCCGCACCUUAGCGUGUCACCACAGUGGAUCGGAUCCAACUGAGUGGGAGUGCCAGAGAACCCACAAUAAGGAGUAAUUGCAACCUAACUCUCAUUCUACUAAUAGAUCACUCAACCCACAAAUACACAUUGGGCUGACUGCGAGUUCCGGGUUAUCCUGUCAUUUGACAACCUUCCAAACCACGGCUUUUAGAGCACCAUGAUAGAUUCAAGCGUGUCAGAUCGUUUAUAGCGAGGAGUAUGUGAUGAGAGUAGGCCUCAUUCCCUCUGCGCUUUCCUGUGAACCAGUCGACCGUCAUAGUCGAUCGGACAACUAAUGCUGAGAUUGGGAGAUGCGGCUGACAGAGCUGAAUAGGGCCCAUUUACGCGUGCCCCACACUACUUGCCAAAACGGGGUUUCACGCGGACAGGUGAACUGCUAGGAUCUCACAUGUAACAGAGUGGGCACAUGGAGUGGGGGCCGAAGAAGACGCUUCCCACUUAAGUGAGGGGGUCUAGUCCAUUCCUGCGGUGUAUGAUGUUGGACGUGUCCAUCUGUGGCGCAUAGGUUGAUGGAGAGAUGUGUGAUGAGGUAGUUCAGUCCGCGGCGGAAGGCCAUGUAGCGAGUAGUCCCACGAGAUGGUUGUAUGUGCGCGAACAAGAUGGCAGUUGCGGCGAUGGCAACGGGUUUUUGUUGAUGUUCCGGGCACUGGUGGGCUGUUCUCCGUGCGCUGGGUCGGCAUGUGACCGACCAGGCCGAUGCGGGACGUGCGUGUGCGUGACACUGUGUGCGGCAUAGGUUGGGAGCUGUAGGAUAGGUUGAAAUGGUGACUCUGCUAAUGGUGGCCGCGUUGGUGGAUGGGACUUGGUGAUGCUGAAGAUGUAAGAUUUUUCGGAUGUGCAAGAUGAGCUUGACGUGCUAAUAUUUCGACGAAUUCCGCUAUCGUGUAUACGCAUGUGGCCGCAUAGGCCCUUUCGGUGAGUGAAUGUGCGUGGGCAGUGUCGACAGUGAGGCAUACUUGAGAGGUUUAUGUUGGAACUCUUUACAUUGUUGCGCCGGUCAGGGUAUAAUAAAUUCGCAAGUGAUCGACUAUGCCGAUGCGGGAGGCGAAUGUGUAGUCGCAAUGGGGACAUGUGGGGACCGAGUCCACAUUUGUGGUGAUGGAAGCGGAGAUGCUGAAGGUAGUUGCUGCAUGGCGCCGAGUGGUGUUCUCAUAGACGGCAAGAGUAAGAGAGGUGGGUAUCAUGGUCGUCAUCGAGUAGGUGACGGUGAUCGACGAGGGCCGGGCAUCAUGAGUGUAAUCACAGAUGGUGGGCGUGAUCGUCGACGUGAACGCCGUGAGAAUUCGUGCAGGGAUGACGAUGGAGGUGUCUUUGUAGCGUUGUUUUUGGCCGCCUUGUCAAUGAGUACCCUUUGUGACAUCGCUGGGUGGGAGCUCGUAAACUUUCCCGGAGAUGUUGCCUCUCCAGCGCAGUUGAAUCUUCCUCAGCAUGGCGUGGACGCUGAGACUUCUGGUUAUUUCAUGAAAUUGCAUGCCCAGAAUCCUGUCUUUUCGCCCGGAAGCAGACGAAGUUAAGGUGGUUGAGUUUCCUAGCUUGUCUCUCGUAGACUGCCCAGGUCUCUGCACAAUACAGGGCACCAGCAUCUGAUCACCAACAUCAAAGAACAACAAACAGGAAGCCCAUCAAUCUGACUAUGACUUUCAGCCAACGCUACACUCACGCCAACAGGGUUAUGUAAAACCAACCCAAAGAGGAACAGGGCUCAUCGUUACAGGCGUCUUGGUGCAUCAGAACACAAGUCUGUCUCCUACUCAAGGGAUUUUUGCAACUGCUACCCUCAGAAAGUCAUGGCUUGAGGUUUACUUUCUCGUUAUGGGAUGAGAGAGAGAUGAAGUACUUAACCUAUUGAGACGCGUCCUGGACAAAGGUGGGCCUUGCUGCAGGGUUGGGCAUCGCUUUUGGUUACCACAAAACGCAAAACCAAGUCCUAGUGGUCAAAGUCCAAGUAGGCACAGAUGAUCUUAAGGUACUUGUUUACGAAAGUCAACCAAAAUCACCUGCAGCGUGAUCCAUCCCCGGCAGAGACCCUCUCAGAGAGUGUUUUGCGUCCGCCUCGCAGACCAUCAAAAUUCAAGCUGGACAGACAACUCGACUGGUCGAAAGAUUUUUGAUAAUAUGCCCCCUUAAUAGCACACUGAUUGACGUGGUACGGAAAAUUUUUUGAAAUAAUGCGCGUGGAAUCACCUAGAGCAGGAUGGAGUUAACAAUAUUUCGGUUAGCUUACUUCUACUACAAUUUUCGAGAAGAAGCUGGCUUUCACCUCUAUGUCCAAUCUUGCAAUUGAAACGGCUGCAACCCUGUCUCACCCUUACAAUUUUUUGAAUCAUCUUGUCGUGACGUUAACGCACCGUAUGCAUAAAUCCCUCCGAAAGGUCGGGAUUCUGCAUGAUUUUCCACAGUCCAUCGUGAUGCGGUAUGUCGAAAUCAUUUUUCAGGUCCAAGAGGGUAAUGUAGGGGUGAGGCCGCAUCGCCAGGCGCUUAGCAUGUAGUCGACGGGCGGUGACGAUCAUGCCAGUGGUUCUGCAACGUCGUCAGAAAUCCCACUGAGUUUCAGGGAGAAGUCCGUGCUUUAGGUGGUCGUUGAGAUGACUGAGAAGAAUGCAACCGAAGAUCCCCCGGAUAUUGUUGAGCAGCAAGAUUCCUUUGUGAUUAGCGCAGACUUUCCGCUUGCCUUUUCGCUUGUAGAGAUGGGCGAUAGUUGUUUCCCUCAAAUCCUUGGGAACUUGUCCUUAGAGUCACAUCUCCUGAAAUUUCGUUGUAAGUUUGUCCGUCAGCCGAGAUAACAUCGGAUCCUAGUGCUUUCCCUCUGGACAGUUGGUGCACGACUCUGAUGGUUUCUGGGAGUGAAGGCAGACGAUCCAAGUCGUUAUUCGUUUCCACUUGAGGGGACCGGUCGACGACGACCUUGAAUAUGAUGGAUGAAGGUGGAGGACGCUUCUGAAAUGCUCGGUUCGACGCUUUAGAAUUUGCGAUUCCUCUGUCAGGAAUGUUGUUUAAUCGAAGCUGAGCUGCGGCGCGGUUUCUUUGGUAUAGGGGCCGUAGACCGUCCAGACUGAUGUGAAGAAGUUCUUCUUUCUAAUUUAGGUUCGCGUAUCCCUGGAUUCCCUUGGCCAUGCGUUUCGUCCAAGCGUCUUGCAUCUCCUACGCUCUUUGCUGCACAAGGCGGCGACAUCUGAAGGAAGCGGCUGUGCUUGCAUCGAUCCGGCAAUCGAUGUAGACUUUGCGCAACCUUUUCAUUUUGGCGAGUAUUUGGUUGAUAUCUACAUCUUUGUCUUCAAGCCAACCCAGGUGUUGACGACAUGACCGACCGAAGGCGUCCAGGACAGUAGACUUGAAGACGUUCGGCAGUUGACACCACAGAGGCUCCACGGUGGCGUUAUCGUCCGGAGUCUGCAGAUUUUUCAGUCGUUGGGUAAGCUGAUUGCUCAAGUCGAAGCUGUGAGAAUGAAAAUUCAUCAGACCAGUAUUUAACUUACCUGGUGGUCGCUUACCUUGUGAUCUCCUGCGAGGUUACAUUCCGAGCCUCAUUUUGGAGAUGGCGAUGCGGUGGUCCGUCCAGCCGUUGGCGUAACAGAUUGCCUUGGUCACCAGCACAUUCUGUUGACCUCGCCUCCGGACGAGAACAUAGUCCAGUGGCUGCCACCGAUCGAUCGGGGGUGCAUUCACAUCAGCAUCGGGAGGCGGAAGUUGUCGAUCAACAAGGGGCUUUGUUUCGCACGGGUUCGCAGAAGUAGGUUGUUAUUUUUGCAGCCGCCGAGACCAUGGGGAGCCAGCACUCCCCCUCCCCCCAGGUAACGCAGUCUGUACCAACGCGGGCACUGGAGCCACCACGGCCAAUCAGCUUGUGCUCCCUUGACACAGUCGUCAGGAGGACGUGUAGGUCCUCAUAGAAUUUGCUCUUUGCCAAGUCGGAGUUGGUCAUCAGGAGGCGACGUAGGCGCUGAUGAUGGUGACGAAGUUUCCUCUCCUAAGAGGGCGGCGCUGGUUCUUCAGUUGGUCGUUGACGUUCUGCGGCAGACAAGACAUUCGUCCUACGAUUUCGUUCCGGAUGGCAAAGGCAACGUCAGUGUCACAUCGGUCUGCAUCUAGACGGCCGCUCCAGAAGAUGUAGAUGGCACCCACCUCCUCUUGUUUGGUCUUGUUCAGAGAAGGGGGGUUCGUUAAGAGCAGAAAUCUCCAUCGUGUAGCGCACUAGUUACCGGGCGACUAGCAUCGUCUUCCUCUCCGGCUGGUUGCUCCUCGGAUUUUCUAAAAUAUGAGAACAUUCCAGGCUGUCAGAAUAAGCGAACCAACCCUAGCAGCCUGUGGGUUGGUCAGGAAGGAAGGGUACGAGUGUUGGCAUCUACGAGCCACGGUAUACCAGCAGGUAGUAUGAUUUCCUUGCAAUUUAUUUAAGACAUAUUUUCUAGCUCCCUUUAUGAGAGAGGAUAAACAGUGCUAUCCAUAAAUAGGGCUGCUUAGGCAUCCAAGACGGCUUCCGAACGCCACUAUGGGCCAUAGCGUUGCUUAAUGGAGAGCUACCUGAGUCAGCCUGGACCGGUUACUAGAUUGCAUGUCAAGCUCUCCGCAGGACUUUUUGAAGUGGAAGGGCGAUGGGAGGAGGGAAGGGAGGGGGAUGUGGAUGAGAAUGGGAGCAGAAGCAUCGGGUGUGAGGGAGGGGGGUGCACAUAACACGGAAUAUCCUCAUCCGAUUUAGCUUGUCGGUGGUGGCGAUUAUCGUGGUAUUGCAGUUGUUUCGGGGAGCCGUAGAUGAGAGUCGGGCUCCAGUUAAGGGACGUGAGAGGUGUCCACCACCCGAACUAGGCAAAUUAUGCCACCUGCCACGACCAACACGGUGGGGCCCCUAACUUGACGUCCCUACAACCCAUAAUCACUAUGAGGCCAAGGAGACUGAAGGUGUGCGUGGCUUCAGAGCCUGGCAAUGCUGAACAACCCGUUUACGCGGGCUACACUCUACCUCAUUUCCAAAGUCAGACGUUCCAGGUUUAAUUCAGAAAUGUCUCGGAUGUCACUCGAACCAGAGUGCUGUAUGGGCCACAUAAAGGAUGAUCCGUUGCAUUUCGACCUCCGUCCCACCGGAGGAUUUUAUUAUUCAGUCGGCUACCAGUCGUCCAAGUCAGGACUGGUGGCGCGUCGUGAUAGAUUCAAGCGCUUCAGAUUGCCUAUUAUGAGAAACGUGCUGAGUUGUCGUAGGUGUGGGUUCCCCCGUACGGGGCUCACUUUCCGUCUCCUUGCCCAUGCACCAGUGGCUUGGCAAGUUUGUUCCAAGUUUGUGAAUGGGUCUGGGCACAAUGUCUGACGUGAUAUAUUCAUCAGUCAUAUACCGCUCCACAAUCAUGUAAACAAUCCAGAAAUCCGACCAAGGAUCCCUUCGUCGGAGUUUAAGGCAGACGACUUAAAGCCAGUUGACUCCAUCUUCGUCAGCUCGAGGUAAUUCGGCCCUUACAAGCGGCACGCAGCUGAUGUGAAAAAAUUAUAUUAUAAAAAAAGGAUAUGAUCUUCCCACAUUGUAUUGUCACGAUUGCAUUAUCGGGUCAGCAGUUGAUAAGGGGUUAGCUGGACUAUUUCCCCUUUAUCUUGACCAUAUUUUCAUAAAUCAUCAGGUAGCCUGUUUAAAACGCUCAACAAUGCACAAAACACAUGUGGCACCGUCAGCUUAGCCCUAUGUCCCUUUUUACCUCAACACUGCCGAAAAUAGUUUAUUCUGCACUGAAUUAUUUCUUCCCUUAGGAAGAGGCUAACUUUGUAGUAGGCAGAACAUUCAGGCGGGUAAAAAACAGUAAAUCUCCCUGUACCUCUUUUCGCAGACAGCAGACCACCCCAUGAGGACAUCGGCAUGGUACGGAUGAGGGAAGGCAGGCUUUUUCUGCUGACUUUGUGUGACAGUAAAGCAGUUUCAUGUACUCAUACAUUAGUAGGCGCAGUGCCACGUCUUCUGACUGCGUAGUUUUGAAACUUUGCAUUUUUUAGAGUUAGUAAGGAUUUUCGGGUACUAAAGCUUGACAAGUGUUCCCCAGGAGGCGGUUGUGUUCGUGUUAUAUUAUGAAGCAGACCUGCCGCGGCUAACCAGGUGCACCUAACGGUUGGCUCCACCGAAAAUUCUAUAACACAGAUGCGUCAUCGUAUUGGCAACAUGUAAUAUUCCCCUAGUAAGCUUACUUAACUGUUUAAUUAGCUGCCAAGCAUCUUUGUAUUCAGAACGUCGUGGCAGUAACUAUUGUUGAAUUCACGCUGAGACGCAAACGUGUUAGAGCAUAGCGGAAUACUUGAAAUGAUGUUGGUAGAGUUUUUAAUGAAAACUAAAUUGGGACUAGGUGCUAAUAAUUGUUUCCACCGUCAUAAACAAGUUUCGCUGCUUUUCUACGAUUGUAUACUGCAAAUGAUCGGCUCUUCAGUGACAUUGUGUGAGCUUUCUGAGGGGAACCCAGUGUGUCAUUGAAAACUGUAACCAACAGUCGAUGUUGCGGUCAACGUUGACUAGUGACUGAAACUACACAUACAGUCGGUGACUAAUCUUAUAACAUGCUAACCGAAAUUCUGGUGUUUUUUCGAUUAGGAAGGAUUUCUCAGGUUGGUUUGCAAUAUGGGUUAUCUGGCGAAAAUAUUUCGGAAUAUUUUAAACACGUCAGAAUGUUAAUUUUCGAAUCCGUUUCUUUUCGGUUUUCGAGAAAAAUACCAGUAAAAUAUUCACUUCUGUAUUCGUUUGGUAGAAAGUCAUGUCUUCUUUAAAUUUUCUAGCAAAAUGAAGAGUAUCUGCAGGUUUUGAAAAGGUUUCUAAUCGCCAUUUUAAGGCCGUGAGAUGUCCAUCUAAAUAGCAUCGUAUUCCGGUGCUCGACUCUUCUUCUUCACUUAAGCAUCGUAUCUGUGUGUGUAACAAGACUACUCAUUAAGUAUACAGCAUAACCCACGUCCGUUGCAAUAUUUUGCGAAAUACAUAUAAUUUUUUCUUAAUGCCUUAAAGAAAUAUACGUUUUUCUCUACACGGAAAGUAUACAGCUUGUAGACUGAAAAUCCUGAACAAAAGCGUAACGGAAGAUCGAGCUUAUAAUUACUCGGGAAUUAGAAAACCUUUUUAAAACCAAAAGUAUACCUUUCUUCGACUACAAACUUCGAAGAAGACAGAAUCUGGUACUAAAUAAAUGUAGGAAAGGAUACUUUUGUGCACUUUCUCUACGAAAUAUAGUUGCAUUUACAAGAGUAUCGACAAUCCUGCUACCUAAUUGGCAAUUUUUUUACCGAUUGCGGUUUUUUAGGCGGCAGGAAAUAAUUGCAAUCAGAAACCAUCAUCGUAGUUUGUCUGAAAGAGCAUGGGACCGCGUCGCAAGCUAAACACUCUUGCAAUCACACCAAAGUAAUCCUGGCAAACCAGACGUUUGCCAGGAGGAUUAUUCGUCUGUUGUAUGAACAACUACCACAAUUAGAAAUUUGAACGCGUCCUAAUUGUGUGAGGGAUCAGCACAUCUCUCUGUGCACUCUCGUCAGAAUUAUAUAAGUUGUAGGAUAUACCAUACUUAACAGAACAUGUACUGGCUUAAAGUCCAGACACGUACUUUACCCAUAUUCUGCCGCUGCAUGGUAUAUCGUGCAACCUAUGCAUAUGCACUACUGGUUGCCUGUUGGCAUUUAAAGAAUACAGCGCGGUUAUUCUGCUGUGGUUGAUGAACUUCGACUCAAAUAUUUAUAUCUGAUUUCAGUCUGAGCCUACAAGUCUCAACUAAACUGAUUUACGCAAAGUUGGCGAUUAAUUUCUGCGGAAAUAAAGGAGCCACAAUUUUCAGUGUCAAUCAAAAGGGCAUAUUCCAUGACUGUGUCGGAAAUGUGUACACCGAUCAAGUUCCAGGACCUACCCGUCCCGCUGUGCAUUGGGGCUCAAUGUAGAGCUCUCGCAAGCAUUCACACAGCAACUAGUAUUAUAUGCAGAGGGAGAAUACCGACCGCCAAGCACAGCGGUCCGCAUUCGAAUUCGUCGCCCUUGAGGGUGUGCUGACGUAGUCAGGAACAGCAGCAUUGAUUCACACAAGUUAAUCCUGGAUGAAGCUUACGGUCUUUCAGUAUUGAGAGGUACUUUCGGAGUUUCUGGUUUUAUGAGGAAGUUUCAUGACUAUCGAAAUAAAAUAUCGGCUUUUUAGUUUCCUCAGAACCCAACUGUUAACUUGGAGCAGGCCAUUUGGAGUGAAAUUUUAUGGGUUCGGUCUGAAAGGUGGUAUGAAAAUGUGAAGCGAAACCUAUCAGCUUCAGCGGGAUAAUCGUAUACUACUCAUAAACAACCGGCAGCCAGCUAGUAGUGCAUACAUCGGUUGCAUGAUAUACUGUACUUGACAGUACAGAGGCAAGGGUAUGGUUCAUGGUCGGGGUUGCUUACUCUGGGGACAACUGUGCUAUAAGAAAAUAGCUGGCGAUAUUUAUUUGUAUGUGCCAGAGAAAGAAAUAAUAAUACCUAGCGGUGACUGCUGCGUGAGGGUGGUCAAGAUGCUUUAACGUAGUCCUCGGAGUAAAAAUACGACAAUGGAAUACCUUUUUGACAGUGCCUGCAAAGGGACACAAAAUUCAUUUACUGUUAUUAUUAAACGCACGAGUCAGUGCUUAUCCAAGAGAAUACGGAAAACCUCUCGCAAUGGCUGGGAAAAGGCGAAACUAGAAGCAUAAGCAGCGCCGUUCUCGCGCAUGUGGUCGACUCCGGACAUCAUGUAGACCCCAAUGAAACGUUUCGUGUGAUCUAUAAGGUCCCAUCGAACUAUCCUAAACCCCUGGGUUAGCGCCUGUUAGCAACAGCAGGGGCGGCCGCCAUCAGGUUGCGAAAACCAAUCUUGUGCGCACAGAAGAACCACGUUCAGGCUCCGCGCCUACAGUGGUCGAAGGUCGACUAACGCCACAACUCUCACGCGCCCUUGCGCUCUCACCCCGCAACUGACACUGACUUCUAUUAUCCCCCCCCCUCCCCCACAUUCCCACACCCCGCCUGUGUUUUAAGGCGAGCCUUGAUCGAUUUAUCUUAUCACCGACGGGACGGAAAUGGGCAUUUACGGCUUAUUUGGUCACGGAUGGCCCAAGCCUGGACUGUGAGAUUCGAAUCCCGAGUAGUCAGUUGAUCAUGAAACAACGCUCUUACCACUGUACUCACGACUGCAAGUCAUGUCGUCUGAGAUCGGAGGUAAUCAGUCACAUGAGGGUGGAGUGCACUGACCUACUAAGGUUCCAGAGAGAAAGUGAGCAUUUCAUUUUUGCAUUGGAGCGGCGGGUCCACAAUCCACGCAGACCGCCGCAUGACGACUAGUGGGUAAUCUCCAAGAUGCUUUACCAACUAAGACAGAAAGCGAGUGAGUUUUAGCGAUUGCUGGCUUAUGACGACUAACAAGCAUAUUCCAGCUUUGAAAUCGGGACUGACCUCUGCACGCCAUUCGCAUGUGGGCCCAGGCACUGUCAGAGUAAACUGUUGCCAAGACAUAGUUUCGACAGUUCCGUAGUUGAACAGCUUGAGCUCGCCCGCUAGAGUUUCUUGAGGAUGGGACGUAUGGGAGAUUUAAGCAUGAGGUGCAGAUCCAUACGAGCCAGGUGAGGAAGUCUUAAUAAAUCGUUCAGGGAAAUGAAACUCUAGAAGCAUUAAUGCCUCUUAGCGCUCAUUCAUCAAAUCUACACUGGCUGAAAAUCUUGUUGACAGUCAAGCCGAUAAACAUGGCAGGCGGCUAUAUAGGUUGAAAAGGCAAAUGUGAGAAAAUAAGCUCUACAAGCUCAGUCAACCUCUUCACAGUCAACUCAAAGGCAGGGAGGUUGGCAGAAUGGAAAACCCGCUUUAACGUUUGGUGGAGCAAGCGAGCGUUUCUACCCCACCUGAAUAUGUCCUUGAAAGGGUCUUCUGCUGGCACCCGUUUCACCUGAGGUUCAAACUCAGGAUAUGCUGGUUGUUGCUUGCAUACAGACAGUGUUGAUUUAUUUACUUCGUGCGAGUGUCUGUACCUCCGUUUAUGUUUGCGCCAGUGAUGGAAACAUCACUGUGCGUAGAGAAUUAACUUUCGUCUGCCAAACAAACGACCGACUUACUGCCCCUUCCCACCUCUACCAGCCAGCAUAUUUUCAUGAGAGAGCAGUGAGUUGAGGGGGGGAGGGGCGCAGAAGAGGGAGGGAAGGGGCGUGCGCACAAGGGAGCACAAUAGCAAACCUCUGCCCGCCCUGCUAGCGGUCGUGGGUGUUAGUGUCAUAAGUAGAUUUGUUGCGUGUAUGCGUUCUGUUUGGCUGAACCGACUCACGCAGUGUGCUCUUGGCAGGGUCGGUGUCUUUCUCUCGCCCUCCCCCCACCCUCUUACCCGCUAAACUUUAAAGGUUGGGAUUGUCAUUUGGUCACGACCCCAUUUCCGGACCCGUAAGUAUCCAUACCACCCGCACACGCAACUGAGUACGGUAACGAGGGCAAAGGGGAGGAGGGAAGGGUGAAGGGUGAACGAGAAUUCGGAGUCACCAUGGCGAGGUACAUAUAUCCAGUCCACGCCACAUACAGCCUCGUUCCAUAUACGCUGUGAACAAAGAAUAAGUGAUCAAAAUUAAACUUGAAAUCUUUUUCAUGCGUCCCCACUGCUUUGAAUGUGUGAUCCUGUCAACGUCCUGGUAAUUUUUGGACACCAAAAUUAUAGUGUGGACACGUAACCUCACACUGAUUAAUUAAAUUUGUUCUAUCUAACGUAUUAAGGUCCGGCGGUGACGUUGUUUUUCCGGACAAAGCAUCUUAAUUUUCGGCACAGCAGGCGGGAUGAAAGCUAGUUCACUUCUGUGCGUUUUCUGAAGCACUGGCUCAGAGCAGAUGUGAUGAUGAAAAUCUGUUCAAGGUGCUAGAGAUUUCUCAUCAGAAAUACUGCAAACACAUGAAUAACUAAAAGUCACCCUUUAAAUAUUCUUAUACAAUACAGUGCUAGCUAUGGGAAAGUGCGACACGCGUUGGCUAGUACUACUACUACUACUACUACUACUACUACUACUACUACUACUACUACUACUACUACUACUACUACUACUACUACUACUACUACUACUACUACUACUACUACUACUACUACUUCAUAUCAGAAUUCGAACCAUGCCUGAAAAGGUCUGUUCCGAAGGAUUUACUCCAAGUUCACGCAUUAAUUUCCUCGGAAACCGAACAAGACUACUACUACUACUACUACUACUACUACUACUACGACUACUACUACUACUACUACUUCUACUACGGCGAAUACCGCCACGACUACUAA
This is a messenger RNA of Spirometra erinaceieuropaei, 12523 nucleotides long. The record is from the annotation of a GenBank genome assembly. Lineage: Eukaryota; Metazoa; Platyhelminthes; Cestoda; Diphyllobothriidea; Diphyllobothriidae.